AUGAAGGGUGGAAAGAGCAGUGUCUGUAUCCGCAUGUGGUGGAAUAUAAAGUCCUAUAGUGAGAAGCAAAGAGAACUCCCAGAACAGAUUGUGGUGCUGACGCUGAAGCUUUGUGUUUGCUACUGCCUUGCCUGCCUGUGGCUUUUACCUGCACCCCGUCUCUUCUCCUUCGUUUCCCUGCCAAAUGAUACGCUCAAGAAGACGGACCUCACCGCGCCUCGCCGCACCAUGACACCGUCACCCUUGUCACUCCUGGUGAAUCUACAAGCCACAUCGGGACCCUGGGACCUUGCACCCUUCCCCACCCACACUUGUUUGCCACAUUUGAACAUUAAAAGACACUAUCUGCAACAAGCUAAGCUAGACGACCUUGAGGCCCGCUCCCGCAGGCAGAACAUCCGUGUUGUCGGGAUUAAGGAGAAGAUGGAAAAUGGCCGGCCUAUGGAGUUUAUAUCUCAGGUGCUUCCUAAACUGCUUGGAGAGGAGCAUUUCAACCUUCCGAUAGAAGUGGACCAGGCCCACCGGAGCUUGGCUCCGGCUAAAGACAGCAAAGCGAGAGCCAUCAUUGCCAGGAUACACUACUACCAGCUGGGCAUCACGCUGCUGUAUGGCACUGCAGCUGCAUUGACACAAGGCGUCGUCUGA
Messenger RNA from Acanthopagrus latus (yellowfin seabream), 645 nucleotides. RefSeq lists its product as uncharacterized. Gene Ontology annotation, cellular component: ribonucleoprotein complex. Gene Ontology annotation, molecular function: single-stranded RNA binding. The record is from RefSeq and is a predicted model, not a curated record. Lineage: Eukaryota; Metazoa; Chordata; Actinopteri; Spariformes; Sparidae. Gene Ontology annotation, biological process: retrotransposition. The transcript has 4 exons. Bases 1 to 645 code for a protein of 214 amino acids.